AUGAGUUGGAUCUGCGAUGGCCUCCCAUGUAAAUUGGUUGAGGAACGCGGACCCAACCCAGUUGUCGGUGAGGGUGUAGAACACAGCUUGUACAGGGGAGAUAGCCCAAAGGCUGAGAAGUGUCCAGUACGGUUGCCAUACAAAGCAACUUUCCAACCAGAUGAAACCGCAUCAGAGGAGAGGGAGAGUAUAUGGUUGUGUCCAAACAACGACAAUCCAUCUACCGAGAAACUUCCUAAAUAUGCGAGAUUCCAAGAAGAUAUAUUGAUGCGAGGAGUUGACGGUGGCGUGCUAGCAUCAAACCGGAAGCGGGAGAUUUACUGGAGCCAAGAAGGGAGCAAAACAGAGACAAACACGGAUGGCGGGGCUCGUUUAGGAAAGAGCGUAGAACUAGAAGGAUGA
Messenger RNA from Acaulospora colombiana, 402 nucleotides. Lineage: Eukaryota; Fungi; Glomeromycota; Glomeromycetes; Diversisporales; Acaulosporaceae. The record is from the annotation of a GenBank genome assembly.